This is a messenger RNA of Cuscuta europaea, 1000 nucleotides long. Lineage: Eukaryota; Viridiplantae; Streptophyta; Magnoliopsida; Solanales; Convolvulaceae. The record is from the annotation of a GenBank genome assembly.
GCAUCACGCAAUUUGCCGCCAAUCCUUCAAUUCAUUAUUAAUUUGCAUUCCACACAACCAUACUAUCUAUCUAUAUAUAUAUAUACUUACUCGGUCGAUCAGGCUAGCUAGACGCUGGGGCUAAUAUAUAAUUCACCUUCAAUUCUUUUACCCGCAUUAUAUUAAAGCACAUAUAUAGGAGAACUGAUCGAUUAUCUUAAUAAGAUAGACCAUCAAUUUAUAUCAUAUAAAUAAGCUAGACUAUAUGGAUCUUUAUUGUUUAUCGCCAUUCUCAUUCUCAACUCUGCUUGUUCUUGCCAUCAUGCUCUUCGCUUCAAUUCCGCUCUCAUCUUCUACACCUUUUAUCGUUCUCCAUGGUAUUUCAAUGCAAUGCAACGAUGCAGGGAGCAUUUAUUACACGAUGACACUUACCACAUUGACCAAAGUUAAAGGCUCAUGCGUGGAAGUUGGAAACGGGCUAAUGGACUCAUGGAUGAUGCCAAUGAACAAUCAAGUUGAAAAUGCUUGUGGCAAGCUCAAGGCGAUGCCAGAACUCAAAGACGGCUACAAUAUGGUUGCUCUCUCCCAGGGUAAUAUGGUUGGACGAGGAGUAAUUGAGUUGUGCGACGGCCCGCCUGUGAAAAAUUUCAUAUCAGUCGGAGGACCAAAUGCAGGACAUUCUUCAACUAUAGCUUGUGGACCUUUUCCCUGGUGUGCUCAAAUCGGGAUAUUUUAUGGAAUGGGAGUUUACACCCCCUACGUACAAGAACACUUGGCUCCUAGUGGCUAUAUCAAGCUUCCGAAUGAUAUCCCUGCGUACUUGAGAGAGUGCAAAUUUCUUCCCAAGAUAAACAAUGAAGUCGAAGACAGUGAGAGUGCACUACGCAAAAAACGAUUCAGCAGUAUUAGCCAACUCGUUCUUGUCUUGUUUAUGGGUGACACAAUUAUCUUGCCACAAGAAAGUUCCUGGUUCGGGUAUUACCCUAAUGGAGAUUUCGCUAAAGUGGUUCCUAUGCAGCAG